Linnemannia hyalina is the source of this 327-nucleotide messenger RNA. The record is from the annotation of a GenBank genome assembly. Lineage: Eukaryota; Fungi; Mortierellomycota; Mortierellomycetes; Mortierellales; Mortierellaceae.
AUGCCGGUGGCUCCUCCUGGCAGUCAGGCCAUUCGUUCCCUCAACAUCAACAAACCAACCUCAACUCCACCACACCCAACCGAAGUCGUCUAUAUCGAUAUCUACACAGAUCCCAUCACCAAAGACAAACUGCUACCGUUCAGGAUUGUUGCCAUCCCUGGCGAGGUCCUGGAUAUUGUCGUCGGCAACCUACAGGACACCACCCCUCAGCAACGGCAUCCAUCGGUUCUUACGCAGAUUGAGCAACAGGCGGCACGUUUCCCAAAACACAAUCCAUUUUCCACAAUGCGACCCAUCUCGUCUCUUCUCGGCAGGACACUCGGUUAG